Messenger RNA from Schizophyllum commune H4-8, 1854 nucleotides. RefSeq lists its product as uncharacterized. NCBI's taxonomy places the organism in Eukaryota, Fungi, Basidiomycota, Agaricomycetes, Agaricales, Schizophyllaceae. Bases 238 to 1854 code for a protein of 538 amino acids. The record is from RefSeq and is a predicted model, not a curated record. The transcript has a single exon.
CGCCGUCCCACGCCACCGACUGAGCCUUUGACGGGCAAUUUGCUCACGAUGCCUUUGAGGAUACUGAUGGGUUUGAGAGCCACUGAUCCCUUUUAGAAUGUUGAUGACUUUCAGUACAUCUCGCAUAUAUUAUCUGAGUCGCUGGUCGAUCUUAUCUCCCACUAUCACUCCCUCCGUCCAUCCUCGGCGGUGUUUGCUCCCUGUUUGUCGCUCGCUCAUAACCUUCAAUCCCGAGUCAUGCCCGCCGACAACACCGCUUCCGACGAGUCUACUGCGACUACAGAGCUGGGUGCCCGUAUCGAAGAGCAUGGUACGGCCCGUGUUAGUGUCAGUACGUCUGCCGCUGGCGAGCCUGGUACGUCUUUGGCCGGCGACGCUGGUACGACUAUCGCUGGCGAUGCGGACUCUUCUUCGGCUGGAAACACUGAUGAACAAUCGACUGAUGGCGCUGGUUCGUCCUCAGGCAGCGACGCUGGCUCGUCGUCUGGCAGAGAUGCUAUUUCGUCCUCAACCAGCGACGCUGGUCCGUCGCCAGCCAGGGACGCUGGCCCGUCUCCCGCUCGUGCGCCUCCCUCUGGUGUCUCUUCAGGGAAUGGGCCUUUUCGAGCUUCUGCUCUGCUCGCCCACGCUCAAGCUCAACGUUACACUUCUCUCGCGCCAUUGUCACCCAUAGACCCUUCGCUCUUUACCAGCAACGCCUCUCCCCGCCCGCCUACCCCAUCUUACGGUAUCGACCCCGCGCUGCUAUCAUCGCCUGCCAGUGUCACGAGCGGUCUUCUCCUGAGCAUCUUCGGCAAUAAUGCUUCUUUGCCUGCCUUUGACAGCGCUCCUUUAUCCAACAGCGCUCCUUUUUCUAACAGCGCUCCGGUGUCCACCUCUCCCCCUCCCUCGCCCUCCACCUCUCCCCCUCCCUCGCCCUCCACCUCAUCCUCAUCCUCGACCUCCCCUCCCCCUUCCCCCCUUCCCCUCUCCAACCUCAUCUGGGAAUCCGACCUCGACCGCGAGGUUGCGCGCAGGAGGAACGAGGAGCGGGCGGCAGCGCAGCGUGCGCGGCAUGACGGGAUGUGGGAGGCGUUUGUGAGGGAAAGGCGGGAGGCCAUGGGGGCUGAGCUCCCAGAGGCUGCGAGGCCUGCGCCGCGAGUGGCACGUACCCUGGAGGAACUCGUGUGUGGGCCGGCACCCGAGUGGGUUGCGAGAGAAAAUGAGCCUCUUCCGGAGGUCGAUGCGCGAGUGGAUGAGGCGCCCAGUACGAGAGAAGCUGGUCCUCCGGCGUCCGACGAUGCUCAGCAUGCGAACGACCGCCGGUCGGCAUCUGAAAGUCAGCGCGAGGGAGAUGCUCAUCAAGAAGUCGUCGCUCAACAGCAAGAGGAAGUCGCUCAACAGCAAGAAGAAGCCGCUGAGCACGAGGAAGUCGCUCACGGCGGGCAGAGCGAUCACCACGCGGAAGACGCUCAGCAAGGACGCCGCGCUGAGACCAAAAGUAACGACUCCGAGGAGUCGGUAGACAGACAGGAGGAACUUGAAGUCGAGGAGGCGCUCCGAGUUCACGAAAAGGAGGUCGACGAGGAUGGGAAUGGGCUCGCUGAGCGUGAGCCUGUUGCCCUCGCCGCUGAGGUGCUCCUAGACGGGGAGAACGCCGCCGGACUCGAACAAGACGAGGAUGCCAUCGCACUCGAGAACGAAGAGGGCGCCGUCGCACCCGAACAAGGCGCAUUCGAGGAUGCCGAGGAUGCAGGCGCGCACGACGGCUCUGGCUCCGACUCGGACGCUUCCUCCGCAGUCGAGGACAGCGACCUGUCCCGCAAGAUGCACACGCCGAGCUGGGAUUAUCGGCUUUUCUGUACAGUGAUGUAG